Molecule: messenger RNA, 1023 nt
Organism: Morus notabilis
Lineage: Eukaryota; Viridiplantae; Streptophyta; Magnoliopsida; Rosales; Moraceae
Product: protein EARLY RESPONSIVE TO DEHYDRATION 15
Exons: 3
Coding region: 107-643 (178 amino acids)
Source: RefSeq, a predicted model, not a curated record
UACUUAUCCACAUUUGGUCUACUCGAAUUUUCCACUGAAAACCGCCGCGCUUUUCCAAGAUCCCAGGAACAUUGGACAAAAGAAUAAUUUAGUUGAAGAGUGGAGAAUGGCAUUAGUAUCAGGAGUAAGGUCUUCACUGAAUCCAAAUGCCCCUCUCUUUGUGCCUGCUGCGCUGCGCCAAGUGGAAGAUUUCUCUCCUGAAUGGUGGGAGUUGGUGAAAACUUCGACAUGGUUCCGCGAUUACUGGCUGAGCCAGCAUCAGGAGGAGGAUUUCGAUGGCAGCACCUCCGACUAUGCUGACGCUGAUGAUGGCGCUUUUGAUGCCGCUGAUAUAUUGCCGGAUGAUUUUGAUAUAGGCUUAGAUGAAGAGUUCUCUAGCCUAGAUAUUGGUAUAGAGGAACCCGCCUUGUUAUCUGAGGAUAAAGGAGAAGCAGGCUUGUCCCUUGCUGAUGAAAAAAGUAGAAGUAUGCCUCUUAAUGGUCUAAAAAUGGAUGCUAAAGCAAUCUUGAAGAGCUUGACUAUUCCAAAAUCGGCAAAUGAGAGACGUCCAAUGUCGCCUGCAGGACCUGCAAAGUACCGAGAGAAGCCGACUAAGAAUGUGAGCCCUAAAUCCACCCUGCGACGGAUUCAACAGCCCCGCUGAAAUAGUUAUGCAGAGGAGGGUCUUCUGUCACAUUGGAAUAGUCCUUGCAAUAGUAGCUUUAGUCUCUACUCAAUAAAGUUAGGAAAUGCAUAUAACAAGGUUGUGACCUGUGUCAUAUUGUCUUUGAUCUUUGGUGGGUUUUCUGCUAAUUAGUUUAAUUCGAGAUUUACUGUUUGAAGGAGUGGAUUAAAUGUGAGUGUGUCCACGGUCUAUGUUGAUCUUUGGUUGCUUGAAUAACUGUUGUAGCUGAAGUUUGCCAAAGAGGAAGAAUAAAAUGAAAAUCUUUCUCCGUAACAAUACACCGUUCAAGCUGCUUGGUUUUGCUGUUUUGUUCGGAUUGGACUGUGUUAUACCGCUAAUUACUCAAAUUGUUUCUCUUA